GGAUUGGGAAAGUCUCUCAAUAAUACUGGAAGUAAGUGGAUUUAUUUCACGGAAAGUUCACUGCAACUUCCUCCCCUUUCCAUAGAUGUGCUGAUGGUGCUCAGAAUCUAGAGUUUGAGAAAGUGAUCAAGCAAUCAGAACAACAGAAGCACGUAGAAGAGCAUUGAGGAACAUCGCUACCUUGUUGGUGUGGACGAAGGAGCAAUGGCAGAGGUGGUCGCUUCCAGUCUCCUGAGGUUGGUGUUUGACAAGCUGGGCAACAAAAUCCUCAAGGAGUUUGGGCUGUCGAUGGGUGUCGACAAGGAAUUGAGAAAGCUCGAGAGCACUCUAUCGACAAUCCAUGAUGUGCUUGAGGAUGCCGAGGCAAGGCAGGUGAAGGAGAAAGCUCUCAGAGGAUGGCUGAGAAAGCUCAAAGAUGUGGCUUACGAUGUGGACGACGUGUUGGAUGAGGCUGCGGCCAAAGCUGCGAAACGAAGAUCAGAGAACAAAGGCCACAUGACUGAAAAGGUGCGUCAAUUGUCUUCAAUCCCAAACUCAUUUCUGUUUCAGUCUAAGAUAGCUCGUAAGAUAAAGAAGAUUAGAGAGAGAUUAGAAGAAAUAGCAGGGGAGAGGACCAAGUUUCAUCUACAAGAGCGAGUUGCUGAAAACAUUAGGACCGAGACUGCAGUCAGAGAAGAGACUGGUUCUUUGAUUGAUGAAUCACAAGUUUAUGGCAGAGAGGAAGAUAAAGAGAAGAUAACAGAUUUCUUGAUUGACAUGUCUGAUGAAAGUGAUCUUGGCGUGAUAGCUAUUGUUGGGUUGGGAGGGCUGGGUAAGACGACCGUUGCCCAGUUAGUCUAUAAUGAUCAGAGGGUGCGUAAGCAUUUUGAAAAAAUGAUGUGGGUUUAUGUGUCUGAUGAUUUUGAUAUUAAAAGGCUUACUAGAUCCAUCAUAGAAACUGUAAGCGGGAGCGAAUUUAGUCUCACAGAAAUGGAUUUGAUGCAGCAUGAGCUCAGAAAUUUGAUUGAGGAUAAGAGAUUUUUACUCGUGUUGGAUGAUGUUUGGAGUGAGAAUUAUGAAAAAUGGGACAGGCUGAGAACCAUGUUGAUUGGUAGUGCUAGGGGAAGUAAAGUUGUAGUGACUACACGCAGUGAACGAGUUGCUUCUAUCAUGGGAACAGUCGCGCCGCACUUUUUAUCAGGUCUAUCAGAGGAUGAUUGCUGGCUAUUAUUUGAAAAGAGGGCAUUUGGAUUGGGGGGCUCUGAGAAGACCCCAAAUUUGGUGGCCAUUGGGAAGGAGAUUGUGAAAAAAUGUGGAGGUGUUCCAUUAGCAGCAAAGGCUUUAGGAAGUUUGAUGCGGUUCAGGAGAGGAGAGAGUCAGUGGUUGGCCAUCAAGGAGAGUGAAAUUUGGAACUUACCAAAUGAUGAAAAUGAAAUCUUACCUGCUUUGAUGCUGAGCUACAAUCACCUGCCAUCACAUCUGAAACAAUGCUUUGCAUAUUGUUCAAUAUUUCCUAGAGGUGAGGAAAUAAGAAGCAGGGAAUUGGUCCAGUUAUGGAUAGCAGAAGGCUUUGUGCAAUCAUCUAAUGGAAGUACAUACUUGGAAGAUGUGGGUUUGCAGUGUGUUGAUGAGUUGCUAUCGAGAUCGCUCUUCCAGUGUGGUCAGAAAGAUACAGAUGGUGUGGUAAGGCAGGUUAAGAUGCACGACCUCCUUCACGAUCUUGCUCGAUCCGUUGCAGGUGAUGAAUGUUCCGUUGCAGAUGCUGGUAAUAAGUCAGUAAUUUCCCAAAGUUGUCGGUAUUCAUCACUCGUAUGUAGAGGCCCGAUAAAUUCCGCAUGGGAACCUCUAAAAGAUGCAGAAAGGCUGCGCACUUUGUAUUUUGUUGCAUCCAGAGGCAUGACGAAGGAAGAGGAUAAGGAAGACGAUGUUCUUCAAGCUAUAUUCUCCAAAAUGAAGUUGCUACGAGCAUUACAUCUAAGCCAGUGUCCCAUGAAAGCCAUGCCAGUUUCAGUAACUAAGCUUGAACAUCUGAGAUACCUGAACCUCUCACAAACUGACAUCGAAACACUACCACCAUGUAUCGGCGCUCUCCAAAAUCUGCAGAUAUUGGACCUGUCAUGUUGUAAACAACUUCGAGCACUGCCUGAAACUGUUGGUGACCUCCAGAAUCUGCAGAUAUUGGACCUGUUAGGUUGUAAACAACUUCGAGCACUGCCUGAAACUGUUGGUUAUGUCAGGAAUUUGCAAAACUUGGACCUCUCGUUUUCCCAGAUCCGAACAUUGCCUGAAUCCCUGAGCUCCCUUUUAAAUCUGCAGUCACUGAGCCUCAGAUAUUGUUACUUCCUGCAUAGGCUUCCAGGGAACAUGAAGAACAUGAGAAGCCUCAUACAUCUAGACAUAUAUCAUUGUUUUGAACUGGUCUGCAUGCCUCCAGGGAUAGGACAGUUGAGUCAACUUAGGACAUUGCCCUUGUUUGUGCUUGAUGGGAAGAGCAGUUGCAGACUUAGUGAGCUUGGUCGCCUGAACCUUGCAGGUGAAUUGGAUAUUAGGGGACUUGAAAAUGUAAGUGAAGCUAUAGAGGCCAGAAAAGCCAACUUGAAGGAGAAACAAAGCCUUCAUUCACUAAGAUUGUCAUGGGACUUGAAUGCUUAUGUGAAACCAGGGCAACCAUGUGAUGAGACUGAGAACGAGGGGGAAAGUAUGAAGGAAUUUGUCGAAGCACUCGCAGCAAAAGACUGGGAUGCUGAUGCUGACGUGGUAGAGGAUGUGCUCAGAGAUCUCCAGCCACACGAAAAUCUGAAGGUAUUGGAGAUCGAAGGAUAUGUAGGCAAGACACUUCCAUGGUGGCUGAUGGAGUCUUCACUUCCAUAUUUGGCCGAGCUGUCUCUGACAUCCUGUGUUAGAUGUGAGCAUCUUUCAGCAUUGGAGCAGCUACACAGCCUUAGGGUCCUCAAAUUGCUCAUGCUUCCUGCUAUGAAGUGCCUUCCAGCACUCGGGCAGCUACCAGAUCUUAAGGUCCUCCAACUGAUGCUUCCUGCUGUCAAGUGUUUAGGCUCGGAGUUCUAUGGCGGUGAAGCAGCAUUCCCCGCAUUGGAGGAGUUGGCACUGUCGCUCAUGUCAGAUUUGGAGGAAUGGCCUGCAGUAGGCGGUGGAGAAUUCCUUCCCCGUCUCUCUAAGCUGUGCAUAGUUGAAUGCCCAAAGCUGAGAGCACUGCCAUCGGAUUUUCCUUUUGUUAGAGAACUAGAGAUGGAUGUAGAUGAUGAGCUGCUUCUAUCUUCCUUCCAGAGUGGUGCAUUUCCAAAUCUGAAGCAUUUAAGCAUUCAAAACUGCAAGUACGGCAAUGACAAUGAUGACUGCAAUGAUGAUGAUGAGAACGAUGGUGAUGAUGGCAACGAUGAUGAUCACAACAGUGAUGACAAUGAUGAUGGUGAUGAUAAUCACAACAAUGAUGGCAAAGACUACCUACCAAGCAUUCCGAAAGUGCUCGUUGACCGAAUGAGCUCCCUCGAAAGUAGGUCAAUGUGUAUAAAGGGCAAGCCUAGAGACUUCUAUAGCCUGUUUUUUGCUUCCCUAAGAGAGGAAUUAUUACACUUGCAAAAUGAAUCAACAUCCAAUUUUGAACUUGAAGAGUAAAUACAUGGGGUGAUGAUUCAUCUUGCAUGUGGUGAGUGACCAUUGUCCCGAUCUACUAUACCGGGUCUAUCUAGUAAUUUCUCCUUCUUGUUUGCUAUGUUUCUUGAACAAUGCAGUUAACUAUAGUUGUAACUUGUGGCUUUGGAAUUGAUUCGAUUCUCUGCUGCCAAAAAAAAAA
Messenger RNA from Phoenix dactylifera (date palm), 3790 nucleotides. RefSeq names its product putative disease resistance protein RGA3. Gene Ontology annotation, molecular function: ADP binding. Lineage: Eukaryota; Viridiplantae; Streptophyta; Magnoliopsida; Arecales; Arecaceae. The record is from RefSeq and is a predicted model, not a curated record.